Molecule: messenger RNA, 3612 nt
Organism: Lolium perenne
Lineage: Eukaryota; Viridiplantae; Streptophyta; Magnoliopsida; Poales; Poaceae
Source: RefSeq, a predicted model, not a curated record
AUGGUUAGUGCUUUUCGUGACAUUAAAAUCGAGUCGUGGAACACUCAGGGGCUCGGUUGUCUGAAGAAAAGACAUGUCGUUCGUGAUGCUAUCUCGACCGCCUCCCCUUCUAUGCUUUGCAUCCAGGAGAUGAAGCUGUCCUCGGUCGAUCACCUUUGCGCUGCCUCCUUCCUCCCCUCGCGGCUGUCUGCUUUCGCCACCGUCGACGCCAUCGGCAGCAGCGGCGGCAUCCUUACUGGGUGGGAUCCGACGCUGUUUUCCCUGGUUUCCUCCCAUCCUACUCGUUUCUCUCUGACUACCACCCUCCAAUCCUCCCUCUCCAAUCUCACCUUCGCCGUCACAAACGUUUAUGCACCCGCGGAUCACUCCCUCUCCCUAUCGUUCCUGGCGGAUCUUGAGGCUCUUGGCUCGCUUUUCCCCAUCCCCUGGCUCACCGUGGGCGAUUUUAACCUCAUGCGCAACCCCAGCGACAAGAACAACGCAAAUUUCGACCAAAACCUCGCCUCCGCUUUUAACGAUUCCAUCUGCGCCCUCGCCCUUUUCGAGCUGCCUCUGUUAGAUCGGCUUUACACUUGGUCUAAUAAACGUGACGAUCCGGUCCUUGCGAGACUCGACCGUGCCUUGUUUAACCAGGCUUGGAACGUUGCCCUCCCAAACUCCUCGCUCACAUCGUUGCCUCGCCCCACGUCAGACCACGUUCCCCUGCUCGUCACCGCCUCUACCCUGAUUCCUCGCUCGCCUUGUUUUCGGUUCGAGAAUCGAUGGCUUGCUGAUCCCCUUUUCCUCCCCACCACCCUCCCUUCCUGGAACGCUCCCGCUCCGAUCGCUGAUGCUGCUGGUGACCUGACAGCUCGUCUGAAAUCCUUCCGCAAUGCGGCCAAGGUUUGGCAACGCCACCACAAAUUCAAUCCCUUGUUUGAAAAUAAUUGCAAGUUCAUCAUUGAUCUUCUCGAUCUGUUUGAGGAGGAUCGUGCUCUCUCUUUGGAGGAGGGCUCGCUUCGUGUCACCUGCAGGUCCACCCUGGAGAGGCUUGUCCUGGCUCGCGCUGCCCACUGGAAGCAGCGGGGGAAGUUCCGGGCCAUCGUCGAAGGUGACGAGAACUCCAAGUUCUUCCACGCUCGGGCUUCGCAACGCCUCCGCCGCAACUCCAUCCGCACCCUCGUUGUCGGUGGCGUCGCGGUGGCUGCUCAUGACGCCAAAGCGGCCGCCCUUUUCGCCUUCUUCAGCAACCUCCUUGGGCGGCGGCCGGCGGAGCAAUGGGAGUUCCACGUCGACGCCCUCUACUCCGGCUGCCCCCGCAUCAACGGUGAUGCGCUGAUCGGCGCCUUCUCGCUCCUGGAGGUCGAGGCGGCUCUAAACUCGCUGGACCGCGCUAGUGCUCCUGGGCCGGACGGGUUUGGGCCGGCCUUCUACCGCGCCAUCUGGGCCACGGCCCAUCCCGCGCUCCUCCGCAUGUUUGAAAAAUUCCACUCCCGCUCCGUGGAUUUGGAGCGCAUCAACCGGGCGCACAUCAUCCUCCUCCCCAAGCCGGCGGCCAUGGUCACCGCCGCCUCCUUUCGCCCGGUCUCGCUGCAAAAUUGCUCCGUCAAGACCCUGUGCAAAGCUCUGACCUUCCGGCUACAGCAGCAGAUCAGCGCUCUCAUCGACGUCGACCAAACUGGUUUCCUAUCCGGGCGGAGCAUCUCGGAGAAUUUUGUCUACGCUACGGAGUUGGUCCAGACCUGCUAUCGCCGCAAAGCUCCCACGGUCGUCCUCAAGCUUGACUUCGCCAAGGCUUUCGACUCCGUCAGCUGGUCCAGCCUUCGCACGGUCAUGCUUGCCAGAGGCUUCCCCCUGCUCUGGUGCGAUUGGCUCGACGACAUCUUCACCUCGUCGCGCUCGGCCGUGCUCCUCAAUGGCGUGCCUGGGCGGUGGAUUCGCUGCAUGCGAGGCUUGCGGCAGGGAGACCCGCUCUCGCCCUACCUCUUCCUCCUGGUCGCGGAUGUCCUCCAGCGCCUGGUCCGUCGGGAUGAUGUCCUGCUCCACCCCCUGGUCGACGGGGCGCCGUGCCCCGUGUUACAGUACGCCGACGACACCCUCCUGAUCCUGCGCGCCGACGUGGCCGCGGCUCAGCGCCUGAAGCUCCUCCUCGGCCAGUUCGAGCGUGCCACGGGGCUGGCGAUUAAUUACGACAAGAGCAUCCUUGUGCCCAUGCACGUCGAGCCUGGCGUUCUUGCCGGCAUCCAGGCGGUCCUCCAGUGCCGCAUCGAGGGAUUCCCCCAGACGUACCUCGGCCUCCCUCUGUACGCCGAGAAGCUGCGCCUCGCCUCGUUCAAUCCCCUCAUCGCCAAGGUGGACAAGUACCUGGCUGGCUGGAAAGCUCUCCUUCUGUCCGCCGGUGGGUGGCUGGUCCUUCUCAACGCUGUGCUCGACGCUCUGCCAACCUUUGCCAUGGGAGCUCUUGAGCUUCCCCCUGGCGUGCUCGCCGCUCUGGAUAGGCUGCGCCGUGCUUUCCUCUGGACGGCCACGGAUAAAGUUAAUGGCGAACAAUGCCUCGUCGCCUGGGAACGCGUCUGCCGCCCCAAGAACGAGGGUGGGCUUGGCGUCCGCUCCAUCGCCGUCCAGAAUACCUGCCUGCUCCUCAAGCUCCUUCACCGCCUCCACUGCGCGCCGGGCGAGUCCUGGCCUCGGUGGGUCUGGGAUUCUCAGGCUGGGCUUCCCCUCGAUCGCGACGACUCGUCGACGUCCCUCUCUGGAGCUCUCUGGGCGUCGUUGCGCCGCCUCCUUCCUCUCUACCGCUGCAUCUCGCGGGUCAAGGUUGGGGACGGUGUUCGUGCGGCGUUUUGGCUUGACUGGUGGCUCCCCUCCGGGACCCUCGCCACCACCAUGCCGGAGCUUUUCUCUCACUGCUCGCUGCAGUGUGCCUCUGUGCGGCAGGUGCUCGACCAUGGGCUCGACAUCAUCCUCGCCCCGCGCCUGUCCAUUGUCGCUACGGCGCAGCGCGCUGACCUUCUCAGGACCUUGUCUCCCAUCCGCCUGAGUGAUACUGCCGAUGAGCGCUCCCUCCCGCUCUGCAGCAAGGCCGACGGCAAGCUGUGCACCUCCGCCCUCUACAAGCUGUGCUCCUUUGGCGGUGUCCAAGACGAGCACCACCAGUUCAUCUGGGGCAGCUGCGCCCCCUCCCGAGUCAAGUUUUUCGGUUGGCUCGCCGUGAAAGACCGCAUCCAAUGCCGGAGCAACCUUCUCCGCAAAGGUAUCCUCGCCGCUGCAGACAGCGGAUGUCCCAUCUGCGCUGAGCCGCUCGAGACUACGAGUCACAUCCUCUUUGGUUGCCCUUUUGCGCGGCGGUUCUGGGCCUCCCUGGGUGCGUCUCCAAACGGCAGUCACCUCGCCUCCUCUGCGGCCACCUGUGCUCUCCCUUCCGCCGCUCCCCCGGGCUCCGCCUCCACCCUCCGCCUGCUGUGCCUUUGGCAGCUCUGGAAGCACAGAAAUGAUGUCGUUUUCAACGGGCUCGCGCCUUCGAUCGCCUUGCUCCGCAAACGCUGCAGGGACGAUGCGGUGUUGUGGCGCGCUCGCCUGCCGCUGGAGCACCGUCGAGACGUGGACAUGUGGCUCUCCUUCCUGUUGCACUGA